UAACGGAAGCAUUACGAGGAUGAGGCGCACUUGGUGGCGUCCGCACCUGCCCAUCGCUCUCCUCCUCCUCGGUCUCUGGUGUUGUAGUUAUGCUCAAAUAAUUCAGAGAGUUUAUCCAAGACGUGGGAGCGCGAGUGGAGCGACACGACUCACAAUUACAGGACAGGGUUUUGCCCAGGAGAGACAAUUCCAGCUAAAUCCAAAAGAUGACACGUUCGGUAACCGAGUGACUCUGGUGUCGAACACCCUGUCCAUCCCUUGUGAUGUGGAAAGAGACUCCACACAUGGCAACCAGAUCAUGUGUUAUACAAGACCCAUGCCAAAUGAUCGAUAUGUGGUCCAUGUCAGUGUGGAUGGAGUCCCUAUCCCUGACAAAAACAUAUGCCGUGGCGUACACAAACCGUACCACUGCAGUAUCUAUUCUGUCUGGUAUCGCACUCCCACCAUCCGAUCCCUGAAUCCAGUCACUGGACCGCCAGGCACCGUGGUGACUCUCCAAGGAAGGAUCUUCAGUGAUGUGUAUGGAAGCAACACUGCCAAAAGCUCAAAUGGUCUCAAUGUCAGAUUUCUGAGAGCCUACAUGGGCGGAAUGCCCUGUGAACUCCUGAAGCCGAACUCGGAUGAACUGUAUGGCCUGACGCUGAACUCCGAACGCUCUCACUGGGGACACAUGAGCUGCAAAAUGGCUGGGACAUACGUCGGGCAUCAUAACUUGAGUUACAUUCUGGAUGGUGAAUUUGGAAGGAGUGCACCAGACAAAGCACUAUACAGGGUAACAGCUUCAAACAAGCUCGCCAUGUUUCAAACCUUUGCAGAAGUCACAGGAGUCACUCCAUCAGAUGGUAGCGUGCUAGGUGGAACCAUGCUAACCAUCCAUGGACGCUACUUUGAUGAAACAGAUCAGCCGGCCCGUGUCCUUGUAGGAGGCAGGCCUUGUGAAAUCCGGAGCGUGUCUGACGACAGAAUUACAUGCAAAACGCCAGAACGACCGAUGAGCAACAUGACAGGCUACCCGGGUGAGAGCACCCCUCCUCCUCCCUCCGUCUAUCGGUGCGGCAGAGGCUUAAAGAUGCAUAUUUGGAACGAGUCAAACCCCCGUUCGCUGAAUGAAAUAACAAGCUACAACGAAAGCAAAGCCGGGCACUGGUCAGAAUGGGUCGACACCAUGCCCCGUGUCUUCUCAGUCUCCCUCAACAUGUUUGUUACAAGAGCGAAAGGCUUCUUCGUCCCUCCAACAACUGACAACUACGCUUUUAACCUCCACUGUGAUGACCGGUGUGAGCUCCUCCUCAGCAACAGCAGCAGACCUGAGGAUAAGGCUAAAAUUGCGUACCAGAAUUAUUAUGUGUACAGCCACAACUCCUUGCCGUCACAGACGUCUGAAACGGUGGCUCUGGAGGAAGGAAAAGCCUACUACAUGGAAAUCCUGCAUCAAGAAUGGAGAGGAAAUGCUCGCAUCAACGUAGGCGUGUUCAGAGGGGAGAGCACCUUCACAGAAGACCAGACGGAGGAUGCCGUCAAUGAGAUCCAGACUAUUGUGGCAGAGCAUGAUGUCUUUGAUGAGGAACAGGUGGUUACCUUUGAAUCCUGGCCCAGCGAUGCUGCUGCAGUCAAAGAGGUCCAGAGGGUGAGCGUCAAAAGCAGCUGCGCCAGCCAUCUGUGUGGAAGCACGUUCUUCAGCCUGGGCUAUGGGGGAGCAAAGACUGGACCAAUUCCUGUCAGUGCCUCAGCCAACAUGGUGGAAGUAGCUUUGAGCGGCCUUUGGUCUAUUAAACCUGACACGGUCCAGGUGACGAAAGAGGACAACAGUCAAAGCUCUCACUACACAGUGACAUUCAACUCUGACAGGGGUGACUUUGACUCGCUUCACUAUGACGUUUUUGGCUCUGACACCAACAUAACUGUUGCCGAGCUCACCAAAGGAAGAGGCAACAGGAAGACGUUUACUCUGCUCUGGGGAGGAAUCCCAACAAAGCCCAUCAACUUCAACGCAUCUGAGUCUGAGGUGAAGUCGGCUCUGGAGGCCAUGCUGAGUGCUGAGUGUCCCGAUGAGAUUCAGACCACAGAGGACUCUGAUGUGAAAUACUCCAGGGGUUUUGAAGAGGGCCGUUCGCAGUACAAUGGUGAUGAGAGAGGGACGCCUGUGAAGGAUUCGGAGGCUUUCUGUGGCCGUUGGUCCCUGAAAAAUGCCGAAGUCCUCUUCAUGGACAAUUAUCCCAAGGAAUCUGGUGGCACCUACGGAGCGAUCUCACUACAACAGUACUUCAUGCUUUGCUUUGCCUACAAGGGGAUGUUGAAGGAUGAAAUCGGAAUCAAGUUCAAGUAUCGCAACAGCCAAGGUCAAACCAACACAGAGAAGACGAAGGUCACAACUAUUUUCAACAAGGGGAACAACUGGAGUUACAAGUGUGUGGACCUGCUGAGUUCCCUGCAGACCGAAUUCUUAGGGGGCCGGUACGAGCUGUUGGGCCUCUAUCUUUACAAACAUGCCUCCGGCGAAGAUUUCUAUGUCGAUGCCAUUCACCUUGGGAAGAGAGCCACCACUAACAAUGAAAAUGCCAUUGUCCUGAAGAGAAGACCCUCGCCCUUCGGCAGCUCCGAGCGUUUCUUUGAGGAGGUUUCUGUGCACAAGACAAACACAUCGCGAGUCAGCUUUGAAAUCAAAGCCACACCACAACACUGUGCCUCUGGGUUUCCUCUGCUAGACAUCGGCUUCCUGCAGGUAAUGUCCAACAGCACCGAGGACAUGGCUGAGUUUAGGGAGGGAGCAACUACCGUCACCAUCACUCGGCCUCACAGGGCUACCCCUCCUCUGAACGGCACCUUUGAUGUGGAGAUUUACGGAGGCCGUGUUGAAGGUCUGUCGGUGGAUAUCAGUGAGGCGGAUCUGAAGUAUGCCCUGGAGGGAAUCCCAGGAAUGGGCCAGGUGCAAGUUACUCAGCAAGGAGACUGCAGACACCCCAAGUGGAGGGUGAAGUGGCUCACUAAGCCAGGGGACCAGCCUCUGAUGAAGAUCAAUGACUCAGCUGUUGUGGGUAACAACCCCGUAGUGGGAGCCCGGGAGAAAAGGAAGGGAGGAACAUUUAUUCGAAGCCUGACAGGAGAUUUCCUGCGUACGUGGGAAACCAAACCUCAGGUGGAGGUUUACAUCAAUGGCAUUCCAUCUAAGUGUGCUGGAGACUGUGGCUUUGAAUGGUCACAAGAGAAGACCCCAAUUGUUACUGGAAUUAGCCCAUCUCAAGGAUCCCAUGGCCAGGGGACUCUUCUGACUGUCACAGGGACUGGCUUCAGCAGUGAAAAUGCUACCAUUAUGGUGGGAUAUGCCAGAUGCCAAGUUGAAGAAGUCACUUCCACCACCCAGGUCUGCAGACUAGGCAGUGCCAGUGCAGGCACCUAUCCAGUGUCAGUUACCUUCCCAUCUCUGGGUUAUGCACGCUACUCUGGGGACAACAUCCUGAAAUUCACCUAUCAGCUUAUUGUCUCCUCUCUCUCCCCCCUCUCUGGAAGUUUGGCAGGAGGGACACUUCUGACAGUGAUGGGGUUCGGUUUCAGUCGGGAGGCUGUAGUCACAGUUGGUGGUGAGGAUUGCCUGGUUGUUCAUGCAAGUGACAGUGAGCUGAAAUGCAGGACCCCUGCAGGUAGCGCAGGAUCGCAGACAGUCACGGUGCGAGUGGGAAACACGAGCCAGACAGCAAGCAGCCUCUUCACCUAUGACAGCACUCUCACACCCAUGAUCACAAGCAUGAGUCCCCAGACUACCCACGUGUUUGGAGACAGAGUCCUCACCAUCUUGGGUUCGAACCUUGGAAGCCAAACCAAUGACAGCACUGUGUUAGUCGAUGGGGAGAAGUGUCCCAUGCUGCAGUGGACAGCGACCAACAUCACUUGUCUUCUCCCCGUGCUUCCACCAGGCCUCUAUAAGGUGGAUGUACAGGUUGGAAACAACGGCUACCCAAAUACAAGCAAUGACAUGAAUGCCACCAUCGAAUACAUCCUGGAGACCCACAGCAUUUCUCCAAUGCUGGGCUCUCUGCUGGGAGGGACCAGACUGACUGUCACCGGCUCUGGGUUCAGCGCUAACACCCCUGACAACCAGGUUUCCAUCGGAGGUGUUGAAUGUGAGGUGAUGGCUUCCUCGGAAAGUGAGUUGCAGUGUAUCGUGCAGUCUGAGGAGCACACCCACACUGUCAGCAACCAAGGUUCCCACCGCGAUUUUGGACAGGGAUAUGCAUGGAGUCCUGCCUCACUGGAGGUGUUUGUUGGAGACACUGUGGUCUGGCGAUGGGAGGCACCAGCCUUUCAAAAUGUGGGGUACAGGGUCUUCAGUGUGUCCAGUCCAGGUGGCACCACCUAUGAAGGGGGACCUUUUGCCAGUGGCGAGACAAAGUCUACAAAAGGCAUCUAUGGCUACCAAUUCACCUUACCUGGUGUAUAUUACUACAGCAGUGGCUACAUUGAUGAGUCCAACAUCAAACUGCUCCAAGGGGUUGUGAGGGUGAAGCCGAGGGAAGAGAAGAGCCAGAAAGUCUCUGUCAGUGUGGGAGGCAUAGCAGCCAGACACAUGCCAGGCGGUUCCCAUCGUGCCACCAGAUCCUCCCCAGAUUGCAUUUCCUCCCAGGGAAACUGCAGCCAACCAUCCAAUCAGACCACAGAUGGCCUGAGCUUCAGUCUCUCAUCCUGCGCCACCCCCAUGGUCCACUACAUCUCACCUCACCAGGGUACAACUCACCAGGUCAUCCACAUCCAUGGUGUUGGCUUCAGUGACGUAACCUGCGCAAAUGAGGUGACAGUGGGAGGUCUUCCCUGCCGCGUGGUCAACAGCUCUCACACCGAAAUCAACUGCAGGCUCAGCGCAGACAGUGGAGCCCCUAUUGGCACCCCUCACCCUGUGGCUGUCAGAGUCAACAACCUGGGCAGCGCCAUUGUCACGGUCCAAAAAGAGCUGGACCGACGCUACGUGGUUCUGCCGGUGAUUGAUUCGGUGUCGCCUCCUGCUGGCAGCCCCACUGGCUACACUCGACUCCACAUCCAAGGCUCUGGCUUCUCAGAGGGAACAGUGACGGUAGCCAACACGCCCUGUGAUGUCCUGUCAGUCAAUUACACCCACGUUAUCUGUGAUACCUCUCCCUCUCAGCCGCGGGCUGGUGACAUCGUCUUCCAAACAGGGAGGAUCCGGAGCUCCUGCCACUCAAACUGCUCCUUCCUGUACUCUGCCUCCCUCACACCUACGCUUAUCGGCAUUUCCCCCGACAGUGUUAAUGGUAGCGGCACCACGGUAACAGUGUCCGGGUCCGGGUUCGGCAGCAGUGUUGAAGGUGUGUUGGUUGUUGCCAGCUCCAUAGAGCUGAAUGUCACAGCGGUGACAGACGGCAGCAUCACUCUCUGGGUUGAUGCUCUGCCGGCUGGGAACCAUGAGCUCCAGGUGAUUGUAAGAGAUAAAGGCCUGGCAUCUGGGGAAGUUACCCUGAACAGCCAAGCUCAAGCGUCCCUCAGCCCAGACGUGGGUAGCACAGCCGGAGGCACGCCUCUUGUUUUCACCGGGAAUGGCUUUGCUCCGGGGAACACAAGCGUGAUGGUCGGUGACUCUCCCUGUGAGAUAUUGGAGGCGACUCCCGGGAUGCUGCGCUGCCUGACCCCACCCCAUGACGAGGGGCUGGUGACAGUGAAGGUCCAGGUCUUCUAUGUAGAGUAUGCGCCUCUAAACUUCACCUACUCGCAGGCACACACGCCUAACGUCAUCGCCAUCAGCCCUGCCACGGGUCCUAGCGGAGCAGUGAUCACACUGACAGGAACAGGAUUUGGCAGCGACCUCCAGCAUGUGUCCGUGGUCAUCAACCGUGUGCCCUGCAAUGUGUCGACUGUCACUGACACGGCGGUCCAGUGUACUGCAGGUGAAAACCCAGGUGGGACGUAUGCAGUCACCCUCCAUCACCAGGUCAAAGGUCACGCCCAGUCAGACGUAGUCUUUUCCUAUGAGCUGCUUCUCAAUGGGGUCCAGCCCAAUGAGGGCAGCUUCGGUGGCGGUGCUCUGUUGGCGGUCCAAGGCUCUGGGUUCGACCCUCACAACUCCAGCGUGCUCAUCUGCGGGGAGGAAUGUGAGGUGGACAGAGAAACGUCGACGUCCACCCGUCUCUACUGUCAGUCUCCGUUCAACAAUGGCACUGAGUCAGAGGUGAGCUGCAUUGUUGCCGUCAUUAACCGGCUGAAUGCAGUCAACAUAUCAAAUGGCUUCACCUACAAAUCCCAGCUUACUCCAGUAAUCACUGCGGUGUCUCCACGCCGUGGAGGGACCGCCGGAGGCACUAGGCUCACGAUCACAGGCUCAGGUUUCAGCGCUAACAGUGAUGAGGUCAACGUAACCAUUGCAGGAUCUGUAUGCGAUAUCCAGUCAACCAACAACACACACAUCAUCUGUGUGACCAACGCUCAGCCCAGGUCUCAAGAAACCAAGGUUCGGGUCAGCAUUGGGGACCAAGGCAUCGCCAGAAUGGACAAUGCCGAUUUCUUCUACGUUGAUGUGUGGUCAUCUAAGUACACCUGGGGAGGACUGUCUCCACCAGAGAAGGGCACGUUUGCUGUGGUCACCAAAGGCCAAACCAUCUUGCUGGACACCAGCACGCCGGUGCUGAAAAUGCUCCUGAUUCAAGGGGGAACGUUGGUGUUUGAUGAAGCAGAUAUUGAGCUACAGGCGGUAAACAUCCUCAUCACAGAUGGUGGUCGACUCCAGAUUGGUCAAGAGGGGGCGCCGUUCCAGCACAAAGCCAUCAUCACCCUUCACGGAAACCUCCGCUCCCCAGAACUUCCUGUCUACGGAACCAAGACACUGGCCGUAAGAGAAGGGGUGCUGGAUCUGCAUGGUAUUCCAGUUCCUGUCCCCUGGACCCACCUGGCCCAGACAGCCACCAACGGCUCCAUCACCCUGACCCUGAUGAAAGAGGUGACGUGGAGGGCCGGGGACGAGAUCGUCAUCGCCUCUACGGGCCAUAGGCACAGCCAGAGGGAGAACGAGGUGAGAAGGAUUGCCUCCGUUUCAGCCGACGGCAGGACCCUCACCCUGACCCAGCCACUGGAGUACACUCACCUCGGAGUGUCCGUCACACUGCCUGAUGGGACGGUGUUUGAGGGCCGGGCAGAGGUGGGUAUCCUCACCAGGAACAUUGUGGUGCGAGGCUCCCAACACCAGGAAUGGGACGACAAGAUAGAGGCCUGUCCCGAUGGUUUUGACACAGGUGAGUUUGCCACCCAAACCUGUUUCCAAGGACGGUUUGGCGAGGAGGUCGGCAGUGAUCAGUUUGGAGGCUGCAUCAUGUUUCAUGCACCCAGGCCAAAUGAGAAUCUUGCCAUUGGAAGGCUGGAAUAUGUUGAGGUUUUCCAUGCAGGCCAAGCCUUUAGGCUGGGUCGGUAUCCCAUCCACUGGCAUCUGAUGGGAGACAUCAAUUACCAGUCAUACGUGAGGGGCUGUGCCAUCCAUCAGACCUUCAACAGGGCCGUCACCAUCCACAACACCCAUCGCCUGCUGGUGGAGCACAACGUCAUCUACGACAUCAUGGGUGGGGCCUUCUUCAUCGAGGAUGGCAUCGAGACGGAGAACAUCCUGCAGUACAACCUGGCUGUUUUCGUCAAGCAGAGCACCAGCCUGCUUAAUGAUGAUGUCACCCCGGCCGCCUAUUGGGUCACCAACCCGAACAACAUCAUCCGCCACAACGCAGCUGCCGGGGGAACCCACUUUGGCUUCUGGUACCGCAUGCACGAGCACCCCGACGGCCCAUCCUAUGACCCGAACAUCUGCCAGAAGAGGGUUCCUCUUGGGGAGUUCACCAACAACACCGUCCACUCUCAGGGCUGGUUCGGCAUCUGGAUCUUCCAAGACUUCUUCCCCAUGAAGGACGGUAGGUGCCGCUCCAGUACCCCAGAGCCUGCUGUCUUCCACACCCUCACCACCUGGAACUGUGAGAAGGGCGCCGAGUGGGUGAACGUGGGCGCCGUGCAGUUCAACGGCUUUGUCAUGGUCAACAACGAGAAAGCUGGCAUCGAAUCCAAGCGCAUCAUGCAGUGGGCGGUGAGUAGCUUCGGGGAGGAUGGAGGGGCAACAGUGUCAAACAGCACCAUUGUGGGUCACAUGGAUGAGCUGGGCCUGGGAGAAAACUACUGCACGCACCGCGGAGUCAUCACACCUUUUGAUGACGGCAUGAGCGUCCUCAACACCACGUUCAUCAAUUUUAACCGCGGUUCCUGCACAGCCAUUGGGGUUACCUCAAUUGACGGCACAUGUGUGCAUAACUGCGGAGGCUGGGCUGUCAGGUUCGGUGGAAUCCAGUACUUCAACUCACCCAACAAGGCUGGCUUCAGAUGGGAGCACGAGGUGCAGUUGGUGGAUACUGACGGCUCCCUCACAGGAAACAUCAACCAUAAGGUGGUGCCUAUGAGCCCCUUGCUGGACCCGGCACACUGCUCCCAGAGUGCUGAGUGGAGUGUGGGUUUCCCUGGCGCUGUGUGUGACAACACCGUUCACUUCCAUCGACUGUCAUUCAACAACCCUUCACCUUCCUCUCUGAGGGCCAAAGAUGUCAUGCUGACCAACUCACACGGCACCAGUGUGAUUGCAUAUCUAAAGAAGAGGAUGACUCAUAAGUUCGGCUGGAUGGCCUUGCUGCCGUCGGGGCAUACUUACAAUUGGUACUUCAAUGAUGUGGCUCAAAUAACAAACAUCACUUACAGUGCAAAGUUCUACAGCUUCCAGCCGGAUCAAUAUGUGAUCAUCCACCACAACUUCACUCAGAGCCCGGACAAGUUCCGGAUAGUGGACAUCAGAAACGGCUCAGCGUCUCCCCUCAGCUACAGCAACAACCAGAAUGGAGACUGGUAUUUCAAUGACAGCUCCAAUGACCUCUACUACAUCGUGUCGGGGAAGAGAAGCGAGCGCAGACGGCGUGCAAGCGUUGACCGCUCCAUGGUGGAUGUGGCGGUGAACUUCCAAGUGUACCGCUGCUUCUUCCCCAACUGUAUCCGACCACCACCGCCUCCUCCAGCCACCCUCGCCCCUGUGCCUGCCCGCCGGCCUGAUGACUUUAUGUAUGUAGGUAGCCUAUGGUCCAAUGCUUCUUUCUGGAAAAACUCAGCUGACAAUAACUUCACCGCACCAGCAGAGGGCGCUGACGUGGUCAUACCAACAGGGACAUGGGUCAUCCUGGACAGCGACACGCCUCCUCUCAAUAAACUGACGGUGGUCGGAGUCCUUGAGAUCCCGGACACCACGAACGACACCUCCACCAGAAGGGCCCGGUCUCCACCUGAAUACAGGACUGUGGUUCUCGACGCUACCUACAUCUCUAUCCAGGGUGGCAGGGUGAUAGCCGGAUGGGAUGAUGAACCUUUCAGAGGUGCGCUACACAUCAAACUGAGGGGGAACCAUCAUACCCCCGACUGGCCCCUACCUAAGGGGCCAAACCAGGGAUCCAAGGUCCUGGGUGUGUUUGGUACCCUGGAGCUGUACGGGCUGCCUCAUAAUGUGUACCAUACCAAACUAGCCAGCACCGCCCCUGUAGGAUCAAACACACUUACUCUGGUGGAGCCUGUUGACUGGCAGGUUGGAGAUGAGAUAGUUAUCUCCACUACCAGCUAUAACCCUUGGGAGACGGAGACGCGUCAAAUAACUGCAGUGUCAGCAAACACCCGCACCUUGACCCUAAACCAGUCUCUGACGCACACUCACGUCGGAGAGACUCACAGUGUCUCGGGCACUCCUAUGACCUACAAAUUGGCGGCAGAUGUUGGCCUUCUGACCAGAAACAUUAAAAUUAUUGGUCAGCACUACCCUGCCCUGUUUGAGGAGUCAUUCGGAGCAAGGGUGGUGGUCGGUACCUAUUCUGGGGCCGGCGUCGACUAUAAAGGCAAGGCUCAGAUCAGGAAUGUGGAGUUUUACCGCUCUGGUCAGGAGGGAUGGACCGACUACACUGACCCCCGCUACUCUGUGGCCUUCAUCAACCUGGGCCAGCUUGCAGAGAACGAGUCCUAUGUUCAGGGCUGUGCUUUCCACAACGGCUUCUCUCCUGCAAUCGGAGUCUUCGAGACGGCGGGGAUGAAUAUCGAUGACAACGUCAUCUUCCACACCGUCGGGGAAGGUAUCAGAGUCUGGGGCAGGAAGAUUGCCGUGCGGAGGAAUUUGGUGACGCUGACUUUGUGGCCAGGAUCCUACCAAGACAGAGAGGAGACCUUCAACUAUGACUGGAAUGCUGCCAUAGAGGUCAAUGAGGGAACCAACGUGGUAUUGCAGGACAACGUUGUGGCAGGCUACGAAAGAAUCGGGUACCGCAUCGAUGGUGAACCAUGCCCAGGUUUUUUGAAUGAGAAUGAGAAGUGGCAUCACAACGAGGCCCAUGGCGGUCUGUUUGGCGUGGUUUUGAACAAAGAUGGCCUCCCUAGCUGCUCCCUUAUCCAAGGCUUCACCGUCUGGAGGAGCUUUGAUUACGGUAUUUACUUCCAGACUGUGAUGAAUGUGAUUGUUGCCAAUGUGACCCUGGUGGACAAUGGGAUGGGUAUCAUGCCUCUCAUUUUUGCCCCUCCAUCCCUCUCUCACCAGUACGCUGAUAAGAUGGCACGGAUCGAGAAUGCCCUGAUUGUUGGCAGCAGCCCCAACUUCAACUGUACCGACAGCUUGUCCAUCAGCGAUUACAACAUCAAGGAGAGCACUCGCCACCGCGCAGCAAGACCUCUAAAUGACGGCAGGUCAGGAAUCAGCUGGCCGACCUUUGGCUCUGGGCACAACAACGCCCCCAUUAAAAACUAUGAUUUGAACAACAACUACAACGCCAUCAAGGGGCUAAUGAGAGUCAUCGACACAACAUUUGUCGGCUUCAGGAACGUCUGCUCCAGCCAGACCAAUGUGAUGUUCAUCACCAACCCGUCCAACGAAGACCUGCAACACCCAAUACAUGUUCAGGGUCUCACAUUGAUCGACAGCACUGAGGGAGCCAAGGUCUUCGUCCACAGGCCGGAUCUAGGUAAGGUGAACCCAGCUGACUGUGUGGACAUGGACUGCGAUGCCAAGAAGAAGAGCUUGAUCAAAGACCUGGAUGGGUCCCUCUUGGGUGCAGUGGGGGCUGUUGUGCCGCAGUCGGAGUAUGAAUGGGGAGGGGACCCCAGGAGGGGACUGGGCGACUACCGUAUACCCAAAGUCAUGCUAACAUACCUCAAUGGCAGCCGCAUCCCUGUGGAUAAGAUUGCGCCACACAAAGGUGUGAUCAGGGACAACUGCACAUACAUGCCCCACUGGCAGAGCUACAAAUGCUUUGGACUAAACUACAGGAUGCUGGCGAUUGAGAGUCUGGACUCUGACACCGAAACCCGGCGUCUCUCCCCUGUGGCUGUGCUCGGAGAAGGAUACGUGGAUCUCAUUAACGGCCCUCAGGACCACGGUUGGUGCUCUGGCUAUACGUGUCAAAAGAGAGUGUCUUUGUUUCACAGCAUCGUGGCGACUGGACGUGCCUUCGAUGUUUAUUUCAGCAGCACCACCCCUCAGAAACUACGCCUCAUGAUGCUCAACGCUGACCCCUCUGAGAGUGUGUUGGUCUCGGUCUUCUACUCCAACCCACAACGGCUGGAUGUGUAUGUCGACAACAGUUUGGUCGCCCCAACUAAUGCCAAAUGGAACAAUGAUGAGAGCGACUACACCUUGAAAGAGCCAGUCUUCCCAGACCAAUACGUUCCCCAGAUGAAUUCCACUUCUGGAACAAACUAUUUUGACCAGGACUACAAAAUGCUGAAGGUCCUGGUGAGAGGCUCCAAACCAGUGGAAAUCCGCACCUCCCCGGUUCUCUUCCUCGCCUUCCAGCUUCCCGCCAUGACAGAGGAGGAGUUCUUUGGAGACAACCUGGUCCAGAACCUGGCUCUAUUCCUCAAGGUGCCCCCAAAUAUGAUCCGAAUCACAAAGAUUGUCCGGGAGGAUGGAGGGUCGCGGCGCAGGAGGAGGUCCACCGGCUUGAUGGUGGAGGUGGAGAUCAAGAAGCCUCCCAUCCAGCAGACCACCAACUCCACCAGUGAUGAGGAGGACUUUGCCGUGCUGAAGAACAUCGCUAAUGACCUCGGUCAGGCGGCCGUGUCCGGCAACCUGAGUCAGUCAAUAGGCUUCAAUGUCUCUUCUAUGGGCGUCAUCCCACCUCCUCCUCCAACUACUGACCCUGCGUGGAGAGAGGUUGCCACCGUAGAGGUGUCAAGGGAGGAACCUGAAGUCAGUUUUGUCUCCAGUGUGUCUAAUCUGGUGGUGAUGGUGGAGCCCAUAGCAGGGGAGUAUGUGGGUCCUCUGUACCAGCAGCCCAGUCUCAUGGCUGUCGAUCAAGAGGGUAACUGUGUAUCUGUGGGCAUCACAUCCCUCACAGCAACAGCCAACCUAAAAGACUCCAAUGGUAACGCUGUGGCCGGACUUGCAGGAAAUACCACUAUUCUCUUCAGCAGCUGCUGGGCCAAUUACACUGGCCUGGCCAUCCUCAGUAGUGGUGAGAAUCUGACUAUGACCUUCACUCUGAAUGAAUGGGAGGCUCAAUCACGCACCUUCAGCGUCAAGGCCACGACGACCACCCAGAUCCCUGCUACCGGCAACAGCACCACAUCCACAUCCACAUCCAUAUCGACAUCGACAUCCACUGCCUCCAUCACCAGUCUUCCUGGGACCACUACCCUAACGAUAGAAACCACCACAGAUUCAAACAGCCUCUUCGACUGCGGUGCAAGCCUCAGCUCUGGCACCCUCUUCCUGGUUAGCAUCAUCUAUGCACUGACUCUCCUAUUUAGAGGGCUGUAA
Molecule: messenger RNA, 12796 nt
Organism: Lampris incognitus (smalleye Pacific opah)
Lineage: Eukaryota; Metazoa; Chordata; Actinopteri; Lampriformes; Lampridae
Product: fibrocystin-L-like
Exons: 77
Coding region: 20-12796 (4258 amino acids)
Source: RefSeq, a predicted model, not a curated record